Messenger RNA from Vitis riparia (riverbank grape), 2289 nucleotides. RefSeq names its product heterogeneous nuclear ribonucleoprotein 1. Bases 110 to 1156 code for a protein of 348 amino acids. NCBI's taxonomy places the organism in Eukaryota, Viridiplantae, Streptophyta, Magnoliopsida, Vitales, Vitaceae. Gene Ontology annotation, biological process: regulation of gene expression. The record is from RefSeq and is a predicted model, not a curated record. Gene Ontology annotation, cellular component: nucleoplasm. The transcript is spliced from 6 exons. Gene Ontology annotation, molecular function: RNA binding.
CCUCACUCGCCUCAAAACCCUAAUAGAAAAUCUCCCCCAUUUUUUCAACUCAUAUCAAAUCCAAGCUUGAAUCGCCGAAAAUCUCUUAUCGUUUUCUCGAGAAGAGUCCAUGGGUUCGAAAUCGAAAAGCGAUAAUCCUCAUACAGGCGAUGGCGCGAGUCCCGGGAAGAUUUUUAUCGGAGGAUUAGCGAAAGAUACGACCUAUGCGACAUUUAAUAAGCACUUUGGGAAAUAUGGAGACAUAACAGACUCUGUGAUUAUGAAAGAUCGGUACACGGGCCAGCCAAGGGGCUUUGGAUUUAUUACCUACGCUGAUCCUUCAGUUGUUGACAGGGUUAUCGAAGAUACCCAUGUCAUUAAUGGGAAGCAGGUCGAAAUUAAAAGAACUAUUCCAAAAGGCUCUGGACAGUCAAAGGAUUUCAAAACAAAGAAGAUCUUUGUUGGUGGAGUGCCAUCAACAGUCACCGAAGAUGAAUUCAAGAAUUUUUUCUCGAAGUAUGGGAAGGUUGUGGAACACCAGAUUAUACGUGAUCAUGAAACCAACCGGUCUCGAGGCUUUGGAUUUAUAAUAUUUGACAGUGAGGAAGUUGUAGAUGAAAUGAUAUCCAAGGGAAAUAUGAUUGAUAUGGCGGGUACUCAGGUGGAGAUCAAGAAAGCUGAACCAAAGAAAGCCUCAAACCCACCACCUGCGCCUGCAUAUGGUAGCAACUCUAGGGCUCGUUCAUUCAGUGAUGGCUUUGGUGGAUUUGGCAGCUCAUAUGGGGCCUUUGACAGUGGGUUUGGCCCUGGGCCCUAUAGGACUCCUGGAGGUGUUGGCGGUAGGCUUGGUGGAUAUGGUGGGUAUGGUAGUAGUGGCAGUGAAUUUGGCGGUGGUUACGGGGGUUUUGGCAGCAGUAGUUUAGGAGGUUACCGAGGUGAAUCUUCCCUUGGUUAUUCUAGUCGGUUUGGACCCUAUGGUGGCGGGUUUAGUGGGGGUUAUGGAGGAAGUGGUCUAGGUGGAUAUGGCCGAGGGGGUGAGGGCUAUGGGAAUUAUGGCGGUUCAGGCUACAGUGGUGGUUAUGACUCCGGUCCUGGAGCUAGUUAUGGCGGAGCAGGUGGGCUGUAUGGAAGGGGAGGCUAUAGUGGCAGUAGUCGGUACCAUCCCUAUGCAAGGUAGAAAAAGAGGCACUUUGAUGCAGUUGCUUAAGCUUUGCCAUAGAAGUUACACACAGGAUCCUCUAGUUUCCUGCACUAUGUUUCUUGCAAUGAUAGGUGCUUUCUUGCAAGGACUAGAGGUGUCUCACAUUAUUGCAAUUGGGAAGCAUUGAAAGAUCUGAAGAGUUUUAUUAGACUGUCUUUUCUAUUGUAUGGCUUAGACAACACUUGGUAGAUCGCUCCGAAAGCAUGUGGUGUCUAUGCUUGUUCUCAUGUUUUAGACUAAUUUCUAUAUGUAGACUAUGGCACCUUAUUUUGGAGUUUGCUUACAUUUGCCAUUAGUUUGUUCUAGAUAGACUAUUCUUGUGGUUUCCUUUUAGCUUGUUAUAUUUACUCUAGUACUCUGACAUUGGUCUAAAUAUGGUCUUUUUAGUUUAAUCUUAGAUAGAAAAUUCUUUAUUAUGGCAUAGCUUGAUCUGACCAGGCAUAGAUUUGCAAUUACUUACAGGCUUUAGUAAAAUUUUCAUCCCAAAAUAUGACGCCACUCAUUGUUUCAUUCGGCACACAAGUGUUGCAGUUUGUUUUUUGGCCUUUUAUACAUCGUGUAUACUUUAGGAGCUUUUAAUAUAUUUGCUUUUACCUAUCAAAAAAAAGGUCUUGCAGUUAGUCUACAAAGAUUACAGUAUAUAGUUUUUGAUUCAAGAGAUUAAAAGUGUUGCAGGUUUUUUUCCCCCCUUUUAGAACUGAAAAUGUAGUGUCAUAGUCUUGUAAGAACUAGCUAUAAGUAGCCGACAUUGGCAUGAAACCUAACGUUUUAGCCAUUUAUGCUGGGGUAGUUGUAAAAGCUUGCUUGAAACACUUUGUAAAGCAUAGGAUAUUGCUGGACUGUAGCCUCGUUUCUCUUUAGGGAAUUGAUACCCAACUGACUCGACUGGUUUCUGCUGUCCACCACCACACAGGGUAAAGACAAUGUAGACCUAAAGGUGACGGUCCCUUUUGUAUUUGGUUAUUUGGUGAGUUUUUCAUUUUAUUCUGGCUAUCAGGAGAUGCAUGAAAUUGGGCAUAAUCUCUCUGUUUUGUAAUGAACAUUUUAUAUGUUGAUAUUGCAAAUAAAAUGAUACUGGAAAUGCUGAGGGUGGAUUGUUGAAAUAUUAA